AUGGGUCAGGGAGGCUCAGCAGAAGCUCCGCACUUGUCCCUCGAGCAGCUCAACCACAAGCUCGCGCAACGCUUCGCCCAAAAGUCAUACACGCCCCUUGAGCUCUACUGCUUCAAUUCGGUCUUCCGGUCGCUCGCCGAUACCGAAUCUGGGGUCAAGUACUGGAGCGAAUCUACGCUAUGUCGCUUCCUCGAGCUGCCCGAUUCCCUAGCUGUGGGACCCAUCCUAUUUCAGAUGAGCAGCUACCUCGGCGCAUUCCCGUUCCCAAGCCAGGCCCCGGCGAUACUCACGUAUGAAGCGUUGCUGAAGGUCGUCACAAUACUCACGGAGAGAUAUGGCGCGGUGAUCAAGAAGAGAAACAGGGAGUUAUGGUUGAGGGAACUGUAUCGAAGUUUGGCAGUGCAUGACAGGGGGCUGAGGCCGGAUGAUGGAGAUACUGGACAAGACGAGAAGCCAGAAUCACAGCCUGGUGGUGGUGGGAGCCAAGGCUUCGCGAUUGAUGCCCCAGAGGAAGGCGGAGAGGAUGACGAGGACGACGAGCUUGUCCUCGCAGCUUUGGACUAUAUGGACGCAGACGAAGUGUUCAAGCACGGCGAGCACUCUGACGUGCGUCACUCUAUCAUUCCGACGGACAACUUCCUGAAACUCGUCGAGCUUCUGCUUUUAAUUGCGCCAAUUGACGCGCAAGAAAGUCUGUCUUCAUUCACGGGCGAGCUGACGGCUGAGAGAAAGGAGAACCUCAGACGGACAGCGAGUGGCAUCCUAUCGUCUUUCGGCGUUUCGACAACACAACCCGGCAUCACUUACCGAACCUUCAACACUGUCGUCUCCUCGUGCCUUCCCUACCUCUUCAACGGCCUGAACCCCCUCUUCGAACAUUUUCUCUUCGCAAAAGACUUCGAUCUCUCCAAGCGGAAACCCGGCUCCUCUAGCCCGACCGUCGAAAAGCACCCAGUAAUACCAGCACCUAAGCCUGUGCUUGACCCUGUCCUUCGUGAUCCGGGAGAAAUCCUUGACCUGACAACACUAAGCCAGCUAUCCUUCUUUCUCAGAGGCAGUGACCUCUUCCGCCGCCUGCGCCCACUAUACAGCGGCAACACCCACGGCUUUAGCAUGGGCUCCUUCGAAAAGCAGUCCUUCCACUGGCGCGCCCCCACCAUCCUGCUCGUCUCAGGCCGCCUCCUCCCCGCCGAGCCCUCCAGCACGCGCGAACGCGCAUUCGCAGACUCACUGCCUCCAAAACGAUACCCCUCCUCCGUAACCCCUGACACAUCUUCAUCGGAUCAAAUCAUCACAUUCGGCGCCUACAUCCCCGCGCAGUGGAAACUCACGCACAAAGGCUGCUUCGGCGACGCCUCCACCGUCCUCUUCCAACUCUCUCCUGUGCACGACGUCUUCCACGCGUCUAGCUACAGCGAAGACUACGUCUACUUCAACCGCCCGCCGACGCACCCUUCGGGUCUCGGUCUAGGCACGCCCGUCCCACGCCAAUCCGCCUCCUCCAGCACGCACAGCCACGCUAUCUUCCGCCCUGGCCCGGUGAGUCUGCAUCUCGACGACGCGCUCGAGUUCGGCGUGUUUACGCAUCUGGCUGAGGGUGGUGGGUCGUUUCAUCCUUCGCGGCUCCCCGUGAGGAAGAGCAAGAAUUGGCAGGAUAGGUUUGAGAUUGAUAGCUUGGAGGUUUGGGGCUGUGGAGGGGAUGAGGUGGCUGAUGCGCAGAGGAAGGAGUGGGCGUUCCAGGAAAGAGAGGCGGAGGCGAGGCGGAGGAUUAAUCUAGGGACGGGGGAUGUUGAUGCGGAUAGGGAGUUGUUAAAGAUGGCGGGCUUGGUGGGGCAGGGGCAUAGUGGCGGGAGUGUUUGA
Didymosphaeria variabile is the source of this 1860-nucleotide messenger RNA. RefSeq names its product Restriction of telomere capping protein 5 (gene RTC5). The record is from RefSeq and is a predicted model, not a curated record. The transcript has 2 exons. Lineage: Eukaryota; Fungi; Ascomycota; Dothideomycetes; Pleosporales; Didymosphaeriaceae. The coding region runs from base 1 to 1860 and encodes 619 amino acids.